Paramecium sonneborni is the source of this 768-nucleotide messenger RNA. The record is from the annotation of a GenBank genome assembly. NCBI's taxonomy places the organism in Eukaryota, Ciliophora, Oligohymenophorea, Peniculida, Parameciidae.
AUGUUAUUUGGGAGAUUGUUUAUGGGAGUACAAUUUAAUUAUAGAAAACAAGAAAUCAUCAAAAUUUAAUAUUCAAUUUAAUAAUUAAAUUAGAAUUAACUUUAUUAAAGUGAAAAUUUGAUUAUCUCAUAAUAUUUAAUCAUUACAGCUUGUUUUAAAGGUCAUCAAUUAUCAACAGUAUAUAAUAUUUGAUUAUAAUAGGCUACAUUGAAUUCUUAUUUCUCACCAAUGAUUUAUGAUUAUACAGGAAGUAUUACAAAUCCAUUAUUCACAAGUGUAUUUGCUUGCAUCUUUUCAUUAAUAUGUGUAAUUUUACUUUUGCUUUUUAAAUAUUUAAACAUUUUUCAAAUUAUUUAAGUUUCUCAUUAUCUAUUUUAUUUAAAUUUUAAAAAACAAUCCACAAAGUUUAGACAAUCUACUGUAAAUCAAGAGAAUUAAUAUUAUAAUAAGAAAUAUAAGAAAAAUCUACUGUCUCUAGUAUUGACGAAUCACAUGAAACUUUAAAUGAUAAUUAAUAAACCACAUAAAAUAGUUUUACCUUCAUAAAGAGCUAGGUUGUAAGAAAUUAGAGAAUUUCCAGUCUUAUAUUGGUCUUUAACUGCAAUUUGUACGCUAUGUCUUGGAAUAUAUAUAACCUUUAUGGAUGAUGCUAGCGAUUAUUAUUAUAAGAAGAAAUUUUAAUUUAAAGCUAUUGAAGCUGGAAAAUUUAUAACGAUUCCAUAUAUUUUUAGUGCUUUAUAUAUGUCUAUUUAUUGGUUAGUAUAUUGA